Hemiscyllium ocellatum (epaulette shark) is the source of this 990-nucleotide messenger RNA. It is a transcript of the gene cldn12, whose product is annotated as claudin 12. The transcript has 2 exons. Bases 175 to 972 code for a protein of 265 amino acids. Gene Ontology annotation, cellular component: plasma membrane. The record is from RefSeq and is a predicted model, not a curated record. NCBI's taxonomy places the organism in Eukaryota, Metazoa, Chordata, Chondrichthyes, Orectolobiformes, Hemiscylliidae.
AGGGUCGGCCGUGCACUGGCAGAAUGAGAAGGCUCAGGUGGCUCUCCCACGCCAUUGCAGCCGAGAGAGGGGGAGGACGAGGAGAGGAGGAGUGAGGGAGAAGGAGAAGAAGGGCGAAGGCUGGAGCUUGGAUCUGAGGGGAGAAACAAAGCUGCCGGCGUGUGGUGGUGCCGAAUGUCGAUGGCGUGCCACGGCCCGCAUGUAGCCCCGGCACUGGCACUGCUCUGCGGCCUGGCCUCCGCCUCUGUCCUGCUGGGGGCCACCCUCCUGCCCCAGUGGCGCCUCCAGCAGCUGCAGUCCCCCAACCGGAACGACCGAAACGUGACCGUGUCGGACGGCCUGUGGAGCCGGUGCGUGCGCUUCGAGGGACCCUCGUCCUCCUCCUCCUCCUCCUCUGCUGCCACCGGGGCUGGGGGAGGAGGAAGCUGCGCCCUGGAUGACCCCACCUGGUACCGCACCCUGGACCAGCUGGACCUGAGGUUGCUGCAGUUCGCGCUGCCCUUUGCUCUGCUGGCCGCCUGCUCCGCCAGCCUGCUGUGCGUUCUGGGAAUGUGCCACGGGGCGUGCAGCUCCAAGAUCCGCAGCGUGGACCUGGUCAAGUGCCUGGUGAACGCGGCGGGAUGCCAGCUGGUGGCCGGGGCGCUCUACCUGCUGUCGGCAGCCCUGGUGUGCGCGCCGUCCCUUUGGCUGCUCUUCCACACGGCCGAGCUGAGCCGCCGUCACCCACCGUCCGCCUGGAGCCCAGGCCCCGCCGCCUUCCUGGCGCUGGGCAGCGGCGCCGGCUUCUUCCUGGCCUCGGGGCUGCUCUUCCUGUGGUACUGCACCUGCCGCCCCCUGCCCCCCACCUUCUGGCAGCCCCUGGGCCCCUACCCCGAGAGCCUGCAGGCCCACAGCGUGGGGCGGUACUCCCGGCGUUCCCGACUCUCCACCCUGGAGAUCGACAUCCCCGUCGUCCCCCAGCAGAUCCGCUGAGGGUUGGGGAGUGGUGGU